Messenger RNA from Polistes canadensis, 1909 nucleotides. RefSeq lists its product as uncharacterized. Gene Ontology annotation, biological process: positive regulation of Notch signaling pathway. Lineage: Eukaryota; Metazoa; Arthropoda; Insecta; Hymenoptera; Vespidae. The record is from RefSeq and is a predicted model, not a curated record. Bases 475 to 1857 code for a protein of 460 amino acids. Gene Ontology annotation, cellular component: nucleus. The transcript is spliced from 5 exons.
CCAGGGUAGGUUGCUGGCCUCACCCUCGAAGGUUGAGAGGUCCAAAGCUCCUUUGUCUGAGCUUGGGACCAACUAGGUAUUAUAACUAACUAGGCGGAAAAUGGGAGUCAACAGCAUACGGUGUUCCCAAGUACUAACCGUGCUCAGCGCAGCUUGACUUUAGUAGGAGCUAUAUAGACUCCAUGGUCGUUUACAAUAAUAUUAUUAAUACAAACAAAAUAAUUUGAUUUUUUCAAUUAUAAGAGAAAUUACUAAAUUUAAUGGCAUAAAUAAAAUUAUAAAAUAAUUUAUAUUCACAGAUGCACUCAUACGUAUGAAUGAUUUGUGAUGUGUGUGCGGAGUGUGUGAUUCAUAACCUCAAAUUCUACAUUCGGUGCUGUGAAAUCAGUAACUUCUCAUUAAAAACAAAUGUCUGAGAUUAACAUUUGUAUUUAAAUAAUAUAAAAAUUAUUAUUACAUUUUGUAAAUUAAAAUAUGGAAGCUAUUUGGAAUAAAAUUUACAUAGAACAUCCACCAAAUAUCACGUGGCGUAUUGAAGCUCAGAAAUUUGAUAUCAAAGGACUUAAUGCGAUUUUACAACGUAUUAUUAAAGAUUUAGAAGCCCAAAAUGAUCUUCACAAAGAAGCGGCAAUAUUAAGCAGAAUUAUUUACCGGAUGAAGUGUAAAUUUCGCAAUGACAAGGGUUUUAAGAACAUGGAAAAAGUUAACAGAGCUUUACUUAAUUAUUUGAAUUUAGCGCUUGAAAAAGAAUACAAAAAUUUUAAAAGUAACAUCGAAUUAAACGGCAGAUUCGUUAUAUUGCCGAGCAGACAAAUGUUGGAGUAUAUUCUUGUCAGAACUCAAGGUUUUGCAAAGCUUUUAGCAAGAGUUGAGGAGGUAACAAAGAAUGCUGGCAUUUUUUUACGAUCCCGCGUCGUCUUGGGCCAUGCGUGGACUAUUACGCUUGUAGCAUAUGCAGUCAUAAGUAGAAUUUGGGUAUUGUCAAAAAAUUUAGUUAAAAGGUCUUGCAUUUGGUAUAACAGCCUCCAUCGAUUCUUGAAUACGUUCAAAACAGUUGGUCUUCCUUGGCUUUCCAAAAAUGACACCUUACCGGUUGAUUUAAAAUCAUGGCUUGCUUUACCAUGGCUCGAUGAAAAUGAAUCGAGCAUCCUCGAAGAAAAUAUUUUGAAGGACAAGAUGUUCAAAUUGAUUGAAUUUCAAGACGAUAACUUAAAUGAGGAUUUAAAUUUUGAUUUGACAGAUAAGUUGAUGAAAUUAGAAACCACUGAAUUGAUCUCCGACGUAUCGGAAAAUAUUUGUAAACCAAAUGUUUCAAAGAAUGUUACCGAACUCUCCAUUCAUAUGAGUGAUGAUCUCGGAGAAAUUGUUGAUCGUUCAAGCUGUGCGAUAAAUUUCAAAAAAAGAAAACGUAACGAAAAAUCAUUGAAAGAACAAAAACAAUCGGUAAUUGAUCAAAAACACGAAAAUGAUACUAAACAUAUGAUUGAAUUAAAAUCUAAUUGUAAGAAACAGAAAAUAAAGGAAGAAAACAAUUGUUCUUUAAUUAGCAAUAGUGAUAGUGUAAUAUGUCAAUUGGAACCUAAAGUAAAAAAAAAAAAAUGUAAAAGAAAAAGGAAAUCGAUUAAAUCACGCGAUAAAACCUCCAAUGAAAACGUCGCUUUUAAUUUCGAUAAUAUGACAAAAUCAGAUUUGAUUACACUUUUAAAAAAGGACCAUUAUCUAGGAAUUGACAAGUUGCAAUGGAAUAUUAUUAAGAAACAGUGUAAUAAAUUACUGAAGCAAUCGAACAAAUGUACCGAUGAGAAAAAUCAAUUAUUAAUUAGGAAAGCAAUAAAUAUGAUACGAGAAACAACUUAAUUUUAAUGUAAAACAAACAGAAAAAAGUAUAAAUUAUAAAUAUAUCAAUAGA